CUGCAACUGUAAUCACCCCUUCAAAAGUAAGACCACUGAGACAGUCGAGGAAAACGAAGCGGAAGCGUAGUUAAGUCGUGUAAAUACUGAACUCGUAGACUGGUUGAAGUAAAAGUGAAAAUGGAAGGGAUUGGAUUGGAAGGAGAUGGGUCAAACGGGGAAGCUCUUGGGAAGUGCUUGAGUGGGUUGGUGGACGAUGGUAGCACCGAGAGUCAUCGAUACUUCCUGUCCCGGAGAACUGUGCUGGAGAUGCUUAGGGACAGAGGCUAUGCCGUACCCAACACUGAAAUCGACCUCUCUCUCCAUGAAUUUCGUGCCAUUCAUGGCCAAAGCCCUGAUUUUGAUCGUCUCAAACUCUCUGUUACUCAUAAAACUGACUCUUCCAAGCGGAUGCUGGUAGUUUUCUAUGGGCCUGGUGUAGUUAAAGUCAGUGGGAUUCGGCUCAUUGCUGGUCUAAUUACUAGCAAAGAAACUUUGACCGGGUUGAUAUUAAUCGUGCAAAACCACAUAACAAACCAAGCUUUGAAAGCUUUAGACCUUUUCUCAUUUAAGGUGGAGAUAUUCCAGAUUACUGACCUACUUGUUAAUAUCACAAAGCAUGUGCUGAAGCCCCAGCACCGGGUACUAACAGAACAUGAGAAACAAAGACUAUUGCAGAAGUACAGCAUAGAAGAAAAACAGCUCCCUCGACUGUUAAAAAAAGAUGCCAUUGCAAGAUACUACGGUUUUGAAAAGGGUCAGGUGAUAAAAGUUACAUAUGGGGGUGAAAUCACUGAGUCACAUGUUACUUAUCGAUGCGUCUGGUGAUGAAACAAAUCAAUGCUGUCGCUUUUCUUUAUGUUUCUUCCUGUAGGAAAAUUGCGUUUGUAGUUUUCUUUCAGAAGUGGUUUCCCAAACCUUUCUAUGGGGCUUCCGACCUUUGUUUGCUGUUUUAUGAACACUGAUUGAGUGGAUUCUUAUUUAAUUUUACUUUGAAAUCUAUAA
Messenger RNA from Gossypium arboreum, 984 nucleotides. RefSeq names its product DNA-directed RNA polymerase V subunit 5A. The coding region runs from base 121 to 807 and encodes 228 amino acids. The record is from RefSeq and is a predicted model, not a curated record. Gene Ontology annotation, biological process: DNA-templated transcription. Gene Ontology annotation, molecular function: DNA-directed RNA polymerase activity; DNA binding. Lineage: Eukaryota; Viridiplantae; Streptophyta; Magnoliopsida; Malvales; Malvaceae. The transcript has 4 exons.